Cucurbitaria berberidis CBS 394.84 is the source of this 1416-nucleotide messenger RNA. RefSeq names its product mitochondrion biogenesis protein. Gene Ontology annotation, cellular component: mitochondrial inner membrane. Lineage: Eukaryota; Fungi; Ascomycota; Dothideomycetes; Pleosporales; Cucurbitariaceae. Gene Ontology annotation, biological process: inner mitochondrial membrane organization. The record is from RefSeq and is a predicted model, not a curated record. The coding region runs from base 1 to 1416 and encodes 471 amino acids. The transcript has 2 exons.
AUGCCACCGCCCGCAUCCGAGUCGAAGCCAGUACCACGGUCCGAGGAUACAUUAUCAGAGAGGCUUUCGUCUCUAGAAAAUCAAGCGCGCUGGCAAAAAGAAUCAGAUACCUUGUUGGAAGACCCGCCGGUGAAGGGGAAGGCGCCGGAGAGUUCGGAGACAGGACCGGAGCUGUCGGGAAUUGAAGCGCAAGAACGUCUCCAAGAAGAACCAAGAGCGACACUCAGAAAGGAUGAUACUUCAGAUUCCAUAAAUCGUGUACCUGAUGAACAAUUGCCAUCACACCGGGAGAGGCAGAGAUGGGACUUUUCCAAGCGUUUCUCGGAUUUUAUGGAUGACCUGCUGCCCAAACUGGCAGUCGUGACGCAAAAGGUCAACACAUACACUGGCACCGACUACUCGGGUGUUGCCGCCCUGAGGAGAGAGAUCAAGGAGCAAGAGAACCUUGUCAAGACCCGCCGCCGUGCGAUAGAUACUGCGAAGCAGGCUCUUGACAUCACGCUCGCCCACCAAGCCUCAUCCCAAAAGGAAGUGGUUGCUCUUCUCGAGCGCAAGCACUCGUGGGCCGCCGGUGACCUCGAACGUUACAUGUCUCUCAUUCGCUCAGAACACAUCAACGACCAGGCAGUUCGCGAAGCCAAGGAAGCUGUUGACAGUUCUGAAAGCGCGUUGGAAGAAGCAAGAAGCCAACUUGAGAAAAGAGAGCGGGCCCAAUACCAUGAGGAGCAAAUCUGGAGUGAUACCAUUCGCAGGAACAGUACCUGGGUUACCUUUGGGCUUAUGGGCGUCAAUAUCUUCCUGCUGCUGCUCAGCCUCGCGAUCCUCGAGCCCUGGAGGAGGAGGAGAAUGGUGAAGGAGAUCAAGAAUGCGUUGGAGGCACACAAGACGGCUAUGGAGGCAGUACCUGCCCUUGCCCCUACCCUUGUGGCGACACCAGCACCCGGUUCGGGAAAGGAAGACCUGACAGGAAUUGAUAAGGUUUUCGACGAAAAUGCACCAGUUCAAACUACGACGCCUGCACCUGCCGUCACUGAAGCGAUCAUCGAAGCGUCACCCCCGGCAGGCACGGGCGAAGCAGUGAAUGCAGAACCCAGCUCAGUCUCGGAUGCUAUCCCAGAAGAACUCGUCGAGCCAACCCCGGACCCAGCAGUUCCUGGUGCUGCGCCUCUCACACUAGAUGAGGCAGAACUUUCGCCGCAGGCAAGUAUCAACAUUGCCGAAGAAGCGUCGACGAGUGACGGCGUAGAAACCAAGCUCCAGAGCUGGCACGAGAAGGUCACCGCUGUGGUUCAGGAUGUCGUCAGCGACCGGGUCAUAUCAAUUCGCCGGGUCGACUAUACUACGGCUAUCCUUCAGGGUGCCGCAGCCGGAGCGGUCAUCACGGCAGCCAUCAUCGCCAUGCUGAGGCCGAAUUGA